Xiphophorus hellerii (green swordtail) is the source of this 2042-nucleotide messenger RNA. RefSeq names its product G protein-coupled receptor 137 (gene gpr137). The coding region runs from base 161 to 1303 and encodes 380 amino acids. Gene Ontology annotation, biological process: positive regulation of TORC1 signaling. The transcript has 8 exons. Lineage: Eukaryota; Metazoa; Chordata; Actinopteri; Cyprinodontiformes; Poeciliidae. The record is from RefSeq and is a predicted model, not a curated record. Gene Ontology annotation, cellular component: lysosomal membrane.
CGCCUCUCUGACGUUACACACGGAAGGAAGGGAUUUACCGUCUUCGGUCGGCUGCUCAUCCUUCAGCUCCAUGUUCACCUGAGGCGAAAAGAUCCUCGGUGCGAAGGCUCCAGAAGUCCUGCGUUGACGAUGGCCGCUCAGUGACCCCUCCGACGCUCCGAUGGAGGCUCCGGUCACCGCCGCUUCCCCUCCUCCAAACUCCUCCUCGACGCCGCUGCGUCCGGCUGUGGCCCCGUCCAUCCAGCUGGGCUUCACCGCCCUCUACACCGCCCUGUACGGCGGCCUGUUCCUGGUGGUGUACGUGCAGCUGUGGCUGCUGUUCGUCUACAAGCACAAGCGCUGGAGCUACCAGAGCCUGUUCCUGUUUCUGUGCCUGCUCUGGGCCGGCCUGCGCACCACACUCUUCUCCUUCUACUUCCACAACACGGCCCAGGCCAACCACCUGCCCGCCGCCGCCUUCUGGCUGCUCUACUGCUCCCCCGUGUGUCUGCAGUUCUUCACCUUCAGCCUCAUCAACCUCUACUUCACCCAGGUUUUCCUGAAGAUCAGCGCAGCCUCAGACACAAAGCUAUGGGUGGCCCGGUGCGCCUACGCAGCCAUCAGUGUGAUCUUCCUUUGCAUCAACGUGACGUGCGCCGCUCUGGGGGAGCGAGGCAGCAGCGGAGAGAAGGGCAAGCGCACCUGGAAGCUGGUGUUGGUCAGAGUGAUCGUCAACGACCUGCUGUUCAUCAUGGAGGCCGUGCUGCUGGCCGCCACGCUGCUGCUGCUCACCAGGCAGCCGCGCUCCUUCAGCCCAUACCUCAUGAGCAAGGGAACCACGGUGUGCCGCACUGCGGUUCUGGGAGCCGCGGUCAUCUUACUGUUCUUCAGCCGGGCCUGCUACAACCUGACCGUCCUCUUCCUCUCCCAGAGCUACAAGGUGGAGUCCUUCGACUACGACUGGUACAACGUCUCGGACCAGGCUGACCUACAGAGUGAACUCGGAGACAGAGGCUACCUGGCGUUCGGUGCCAUCCUCUUCAUCUGGGAGCUGCUCCCUACCAGCCUCCUCAUCCUCUUCUUCAGAGUCCGCCGGCCCACUCAGGAGACCAGCAGCUUGGACAUCAACAACAGGGUUCUUCCUCGUCCGUACUUCUUCGAUGACCCGGAAGGCAGCGAUGAUGAAAUACCGGCUCCGUGGGCUCGCGGCCCCGCUCAGAACCAAAGCUGGUACGGAUCGGAGACUGCGCCCCUCCUGUUUGCCAACAACCCUGCAGACCAGAGCCACCAGCACCACUCGUUCUACUCCACCCCUCAGAACUGAAACCAAACCCUCAUUCGCUGUCGAAUUUUUACCUCACCUAGACAAUGACCUCAGGGGGACGAGAACCGCGUGUGCAGCUGCCGCCCAGCAGUACCGCCCACUCUGUGGUUGAAAUUGCACUGAAAAACCUCAGGAAAGCUAAAAAGAUGCACCUUGUAUUAUUAUUAUUAUUUAGAUAUAUUGACGCUUUCUCAGCUUAAAGGGAACAUUUUUGGUGGGAGAGGACCUGGUGAACUUCGUGAGGGUCAAACAUUGUUUAUUUAUUUGCUUACUCACUGUGAAUACAGGAGCUAAACUGACACUUCGUAUUACAUUCCUGGAUGGACUCAAACCAUCUUAGUUGGUAACUACUAAGCAUGGAGAGCUGCUUAGAAAAGUGGCAUUUAUUAAAUACGAUGUGGUGCAUCUGAAACUGAUUACAAUACAAAGGAUAUGAUAUUUACUACUGUCUGAAGAAGUUUUAUUGUUGCUGACCUUCAUGUUUCUUAUUUCCAUCCUUGGCGUUGCUGCAGAUACUUGGGUGUAGUUUGUUUCUGGGGCAAUAACUCGUGUUUGUUUAGGGUUGGGUUUUUUUUUUACUCCUGUCUGAGUUCAUGUGUUUGAUUGGAUGUUUUAAUUUAUUUAUCUUUCACAACAUUUUUUUUUAUUAAUAUCUCAUCUGAAAAGAACCUUUGCAACAAUGCUGCCCGGACUGACACCGGUUACAUCUGCAACAACCCAAUAAACACUUUGACAUAAA